AUGGCAGCCAAAGCAGGAGACAACCCCGACAGCCUCAUGACUCUGGCAACUGUCUUCUGCCUGAGGAACCUGAAGAAGACGAUGUGCUACCAGGGCUUCAGGAACAAGCUGUGCCUGCGCUCAGACAUCUUCCUCCCCAGCGAGAUCUGCGACAAGCUGGUCAACACAUACAUGGAACUGGUCCACACAGACAGUAACUUUGAACCAGAGGAGAGCUUCUUCCAGCUCUUCUCAGACCCCCGGAGCACCAGACUGACCCGGGUACAGCUCAGAGAGGACUUUGUCCGUGACAGAGACCUGGAAGCCAUCAAAAAACAGGACCUGAUCGAGCUCCACCUCACCUACUGCAACAACCUGUCGUCUCGCAGCUUGAAAGCGCUGUCCUGCUUCCGCGACACUUUGGUGUCUCUCUGUCUCUUCGGCUGCAGCAACAUCUUCUACAGGAAGUGCGGCGCCCCGCUCGCCUGCAACGAGGACACAGACGAGGACGAGGAGGAGAGCCCCGCCUCUCGGCAUGCUUUAGAAACAGACUUUAACUUCCAGGGAUUCAACCGGCUCAGGCUGCUCAACCUGGGUGGCAUGCCGAAGGAGCUGGACCCCGAGACACUGCUCAAACCCCUGAAGUCGCUCACCUCGCUAGAUCUGUCCAAUGUACAGUUACUGGGGACAUCUUUUCUCACCCAGUGGAGGGACAGACUGGCCUCUCUUGUUCUCUACAACGUGGAUCUAUCCGAGGAGUUGAUCAGCACAGUUUUGGAGCUCGUUAAUCUCAGGCACCUCGACAUCUCCCAGGAGAGCAGGCGGAUCUCAAAGUUUAAGAUGACCAAGAAAAUCCUGACGGCCAUCGUCCAGCGUCUGGUACACCUGAUGUCCCUGGACAUCUCGGGUCACAUCAUGCUAGACAACUGCACAGUUCCACACUUUGAAGAAGCGAUGGGACGUCCGAGCACUGAACCGUGCAAGAGCAGCAUCUACCCUUUCCAGGAGCUGAAGAGGCCCCUGCAGUUUCUGGGCUUGUACGACACCACCCUCUGUAAUGUGACGCACAUCCCUGCCUAUAAGGUGACUGGAUCAAAGAAUGAAGACCAGGUCCUGAACGCCAUCGAGGCUUACACAGAGUUUCGCCCUGAGCUCGCCCACAGAGCCAUCAAUCAGCUGUUUGACAUUGCCAGGAUACAACAUUGCAGCCAGCUGCUCCGCGCUCUGCAGCUUGUCAUCGCAGCACUGAAGUGCCAUAAAUACGAUAAGAGCAUCCAGGUGACGGGCAGCGCCGCUCUUUUCUACCUGACCAACACCGAGUACCGCAGCGAUCAGAGUGUGCGGUUACGGCGGGAGGUCAUUCAGGUGGUGCUGAAUGGGAUGGAGCACUACCAGGAGGUCACUGUCCAGAGGAACUGCUGCCUGACUCUGUGCAACUUCAGCAUCCCAGAGGAGCUUGAGUUCCAGUACAGCCGCGUCAACCAGCUGCUGCUGAAGAUCCUGGAGCCGGCCAGGCAGGAUGAGUCCAUCCAGAGAAUCGCCGUGCACCUCUGCAAUGCUUUGGUCUGCCAGGUGGACAACCACCAUAAGGAGGCUGUGGGCAAGAUGGGAUUUGUGAGGACAAUGCUGAAUUUAAUUCAGAAGAAGUUACAGGACAGAAUGUGUGACCAGGUGAUGGAGUUUUCCUGGAGCGCCCUGUGGAACAUCACAGAUGAGACGCCCGACAACUGUCAGAUGUUCCUGAACUGUCGGGGCAUGAGCCUGUUCCUGGAGUGUCUGCAGGAGUUUCCAGACAAGCAGGAGCUUCAUCGCAACAUGUUGGGUCUUCUGGGAAACGUGGCUGAGGUCAAAGCUCUGAGGCCACAGCUGCUCACCCCACAGUUUAUCACAGUGUUCAGUAACCUGCUGGACAGUAAGGCCGAUGGGAUUGAGGUGUCGUACAACGCCUGUGGAGUGCUGUCGCACAUCAUGUUUGACGGGCCUGAGGUUUGGAAGAUGGAGGAGCCGCGGAGAGACAUGGUGAUGGAGAAGAUGUGGGAAGCCAUCCAGAGCUGGGACGUCAGCUCGCGGCGCAACAUCAACUACAGGUCAUUCGAGCCCAUCCUGCGGCUGCUGCCUCAGAGCAUCUCCCCUGUCAGUCAGCACUGGGCCACAUGGGCUCUUUACAACCUGGUGUCAGUUUACCCAAGCAAGUAUUGUCCUCUGCUGAUAAAAGAAGGAGGAAUGACUCUUCUGGAGAAAGUUCUGGAGCUGGAGAGUUCACAUCCGGACACAAAGGACAUGGCCCGAAAAGUAAUGGAGCACUGUGAAAACUUCAAAGAAGACCCGAUGGAAACAAAUCCCGGACAGGAUGCAAACUUUGGACAGAGAGGGUGACGCCAAGGGAGCUGAAAUUCCCAGUAAAUAUCCAGAAAACCAACCUGAGGCCCCUCCCACCAUCAUCACCACAAGGGUCAAUUGUGUGCAUUAUUCUUAUAAUUCUUCUUCUUUUGUAGAGUUAGAACAGUGUCUCUGACCCUCCUCACAGCAGUUUGAUAUUUGACACAUAGAACUUAAGACGUGGUGCAUGGUAUUUUGUCGUGAGGGUGCUUACCUUUGCUGCACAUCUCUUCUGUUGGGGACAGGUUUGUGGGGUUGGGUGACUGUUAUUUCUCAGUGUGAGUGUGUUUGCGUGUCAAAGGUUUAAACCAGAACAAAACAGCCGUAGUGAUGCUCGGUUCUCAGCGGACGGCAGCGCCAGCCGCCCCCAGCUCGCUGUCGGUAACCGAACAAAAAACAAGGCCGCGUGGCGAGUCGGAGGCCUCAGCUCACACUCGCUCGUGCUAGCGAAGGCCGCGGAGCCGUCGGACACAUGUACAGUGAAUAUUAGCCAUUAAGUGUGCGGGCUGCAGACCUCGCAGCUCUGUGAUGGACUUCUUUGUUUAUAUAUGUAAAUAUUAUGUGUGGGUCUCAUCCUUUUACUGUGUGUAUGUUUUAUAAUAUAACUGUAAACACUCAUGACUUUACGCUGUAUUUAAAUCUCUUUAGGUCUGGCUGAUUGCAGUCAGUGCUAAGAAACUAUACACAGAAUCAUUCAUAGCAGUCCUGUAAACUCUUUAAAGGACCAUUCACAUGUAAUUCAGCCUCCCAUCUUAAAGGUACUCAAACUGCAGAUUCCAGCUUUUAAAAUGAGUUUAAAGUUAACUCAAGGUAUCAACAGACUGUAAAGAAACAGCAGUUCUGACAUUAUGUCCAACGCGUCUGUGUGCUGAGCUACAGAGAUAUCAGCUGAGGUUUUAAUGGGGACAAGCUGUACUGUUGUGCAAUACUUUGAACCAAAAAGUGCAGUCGGCCAGUGUAGCAUCCUUUUUUUCUAACAUUAUAAAGCCUACAUUCUUUCUAGUGACCAGCAGGGGGCAGCUUCUUGGGUUGGGGGAAAAAGGCUUCUGGUUGUAUAGAAGUCAAACUUGAGUUGAUAUCUCUGCAGGUCCAUACGUAACAACAUAGUAAUUUCUUCUCAUUCUGUUGGUGUUUUUGAUUUUUGUUUAGGUUUUAAACUCUUUUUAAACAAAGACUUACAACAAAAAAGUACCUUUAACCUAUCUGGUAACUCUUACUGGAAGCAGCGGUGAGCUUUAAACUAAGAGGGAGGUGAAAUUAAUCAAAGCAAAUACACUUCAUGGACAAAUGUAUGUGGACAUUAAGGCUUCUGGAUACAAAGUGAUAAAGCCUCUAUACAAACAAAGAGCUACUGUUGACAGACAGUAAGAAAUGAUCCUUGCACAGGCUCUGGGUGAAUUGACUUGGACAUAUAAUGUAUAUUAAAAGAUUCACAUAGCCUUUUGGGCAGACAUGUGUUACUUCUAAUGUCCAGCAGGGGGUGACUCCUGUGAAGUCAGAUUAUAGAAGUCUAAUGGAAAAAAGACCCAGACAUGCAGACCUUGACUGUCAUGCUUUGUUUUACAGCACUAAACAUGGACUGUGCAAUGCCAGACCUCAGUGGUGUCACAUUCAGCGGUUCUACAUGAUGAGAAUCUCCAUCAGUGUCAGUACCGCUCUCUACUCAACUUAGUAAAAUAUUCAGCAAUUUUCAUUUCAUUAUUAACAGAGUUGAGUCUUCUGGAAGCGCAACACUAAAUUAAAUGAAACAACAAUAAUCCAGUACAGCUGGACACCUAAACACCUGGAAACGCAGGCUCAUGGAAAGCCUUUGGAGUUCCUCUACAGGUCUACUCACGUGUCCACAUACUUGGCCUUUACUAGAGCUUUGAUGCUUUGUACUGCUCUCUCUGUGGUGUUAAAAGCCCAGAACCCUCUGAACUCCCUGGUGCUUCCAGUGGUCCAGAUGAUACUAAAAGAGAGGAGGUUGGAAGAUAAACGGUUAUCCUUUGAGGACACCUGACGGCCCAUCAUGGUUAUUGGUCGUUCAGCUUGCUGCUAAAAUAACUCCUUCACUUAAAUCAAACAGUUUUAUUUUGAAAAGCUAAGGGGAGGAAAAUAAAACUGUGUUCACUUGUAUGUUCGACACUGGUGAUGGGAUCUUAAAAAAAAAAAA
Molecule: messenger RNA, 4513 nt
Organism: Neolamprologus brichardi
Lineage: Eukaryota; Metazoa; Chordata; Actinopteri; Cichliformes; Cichlidae
Source: RefSeq, a predicted model, not a curated record